GUUUUGUUAUUUUUUAGAGUAUUGUAUUAACCGCCCAGCAUAGAUUUUUUAUGAAAUUUAAAAAAGAAAUUAAAAAACUUUUGCAUUUGUUGGUGACCGUUUACACAUGUUUUAAAAAUGUCCGAAAGACAGUCUGUGGAAGCAUUGGUGAAUAAUGAAAAUGAAGACCCAGAGGAUAUCGAUUUUUCCGACGACGAAGGCACAGUUGUAGAUGGCAUAAGAAUACCCCCUGCGACAAAGCCAACGUGUUCGUUUGAUCCCACUGGCCCUCGAUUAAUCAUAACCAAAAUAUCAAACAGUUUCUUCAAAAGCUAUGCCGAUGAAGAAACGUUAGGCCCAUUUCAUAAGUGCUUCAAUGCAAUUGUGGGUCCAAAUGGUAGUGGAAAAAGUAACGUCAUAGAUUCCAUGUUAUUUGUUUUUGGAUAUCGAGCUACAAAAAUAAGAUCAAAGAAAGUGUCAGUGCUGUUACAUAAUUCUGAAAACUAUAGAAAUGUCCAGUCUUGUACAGUAGCAGUUUAUUUCGCCUUAAUAAUUGACAAGGCUGGCGAUGAGUAUGAUGUAGUUCCUGGUAGUGAGUUUGUAAUAUCUCGAACAGCAAAUAAAGACAACUCCUCUUAUUAUCAAUUAAAUGGAAGAAGAGUUCAAUUUAAAGAAAUCGGUGUACUUUUGAAGAAACACGGGAUAGAUUUGGAUCAUAACAGGUUCUUAAUCCUUCAGGGAGAGGUAGAACAGAUUGCAAUGAUGAAAUGCAAAUCAGAAAAUGAGAAUGAAACGGGUAUGCUUGAAUAUUUAGAAGAUAUUAUUGGAACAUCACGUUAUAAGAAACCCUUGUUUCAACUACUGGAGAGGGUGGAAGUUUUAUCUCAACAAAGAACUGAGAAGCUGAACAGACUGAGUUUAAUGGAAACGGAGUUAAAGGAACUUAAAGGUCCCAUGGAAGAAGCUGUGUUUUUUUUGAAAACGGAGAAUACUGUCGUUUCCAGCAAGAAUUUUCUGUAUCAGAAAAAUAUACAUGAUUUGCAACAGAAAUUGACAAAAGCUGAAGAAAAUCGAAAUGAAGUAGCAGAAGUCCAAAGGGGAUUUAUUGAAAAUUUAACCAAACUGCGGGAAGAGAAAACUGAGAAAGACAAGAUUCUUAAACAGCACACCGAGCGUUACAACAAUUUGCAAAAGAAGAAAGACAGUAUAAGCGAAGCAUUUAACAGAGCGAAUAAUAAAGACAUCCAGUUACAAGAAAGUAUGUCUCAAAUGAACAAAACACGUAAACAGACGAAGGAAAUGGUUAUCGAGGAGAAAAAAAAAUUGGAGAAAUUGCAGAGAGUUCCCGAGGAAAGCAAACAGGGCAUCGAAGAAUGCGAAGCGAAGGAAGCUGAACUGUUGGAAAAGAAGGAGAAGCUUGAAGCGGAGAAAACAAAGCUUUUGAAAAACCUUCGAACUGAGACGAAAGGAUUACAGGAAAAGAAAGAGGAGAUGCUAACCGAUCUCAUCGUACUAAAAACAUCCGUAAAUGAAACCGAAUCGGAGUUCGUACUAGCCGAAUCGAGGUUGAAAAUCUACGUAAGUAACGAAGAGGACGAGAAAAAGAAGUUUGAAAAUUUAAAAAACCUUUACGAGAACGCCCAGUCCACGAUUGAAGAAAGGACGCAACAAACUGCACUAUUAAAGAAAAAGAUACCAGCCACGGAGAAAUCGCUGAGGGAGGCAACUGAGGAGCUGAAUACGGUAACACGCAGGGAGGACCAGAUCAUAAAUGAUGUCAGGAAGAAAAAGACGUAUCUGGAAGAACGUCGGAGUUCAAUGCAGGAGUCUAGAUCCAAGGGAAGAGUCUUGGAUUCUCUUGUACAGCAAAAACGCGAAGGGAAUUGUCCUGGUCUAUACGGACGUUUGGGUGAUUUAGGUGCGAUUGAUCAAAAAUACGACGUUGCCAUCUCCACGGCAUGUGGUCCUUUAGACAACAUUGUCGUCGAUUCGGUAAACACUGCGCAGUGGUGUAUCGAGUUCUUAAAGAAACAUAAUAUCGGAAGAGCUACGUUCAUCGCGUUGGAUAAACAGGAGCAUCUCAGGAAUUUAGCAAAUUCCAAAAUAAGAACGCCAGAAAAUGUACAUCGCCUGUACGACUUGAUUCAAAUACAAGACGAGGAUGUCCGUACGGCCUUCUAUUAUGCCUUACGCGACACUCUGGUGGCCAAUGACCUGGAGCAGGCUUCUAGGAUCGCUUACGGCGCCCAACGGUUCAGGGUAGUCACUCUCAAAGGAGAUCUGAUAGAAACUACAGGUACCAUGAGCGGAGGCGGUAGGACUGUAUCGAAGGGCAGAAUGGGACAGUCGGUGAGAGUGUCGAACGUCGAUCCUCGGGAGUUGGAAAACUUGGAAGAGACCAUCCGAGAGAUGGAACAAGAAGUACGCGAUUUAAGACAGAGACAGGCCGCAGUAGAAGGACAAAUUAAUACUUUGCAGCCCGAGUUGCGGCAAAUGAAAUUUGAUUAUGAGAAAUUUACCAUGGAGUUGAAGGUCCUGCGACAACAACAGCCUGAGCUCUCCAAGCAAGUAAAACAGCAAAAAGCGAAAAGCGAAGCCACACGAGCGGAUCCGGUCCAGGUGAAAAAAUUAACGGCCGUAGUCGACGAGAAGAGAGCGGCGUACGAGAAAGCAUCGGAAACCGCAGGGGCACUCCAGGCGGAGGUGGAUAAGAUCACGGAUGAAAUCAAAGAGAAGACCACGGGAAAGAUGAGGGCGGUGGACAAAAAUCUCAAUGAAGUCAACAAGACCAUAGACAAGUGCAAGACGGAGAUCGUAAGGUUAAGAGUGGCCGUGUCGACAGCAAAAAGGAAUACAAAAAAAUCAACUGAAAAAAUCGCCAUGAUGGAGCAGGACGUCGCAGAUAUGGAAAAUAAACUGCGUCGGAUGGUAGAGGAAAGGUCGGAGAUCGAAAAAGACGCUGCGAAACUGUUGACUUGCGUCGAAGAGAUCACUGAGAAAAUUGCCGAAGCGGAACGAGGUUAUACAGAUAUCAAGAAGGAAGUGGCGGAAUUAAGGGAACAAGAGAAUAAAUUAAAGUUGGACAAGGUAGAUAUCGACGAAAAGGUUAAAACUUAUCGACAUAAAGUAAAGGAAUUGAAAGAUGCCAUACAUCAGCUGGAAGUGAAGUUAUCGCACUUGAAACUACAAGACAUUCCAAACGAGACUGUGGAUGAACUUCAGAAAUUCACGCCGGAGGAGUUGGAGAGCACGAACAAAGAAUCCGUUGAAAAAAAAUUACAAAAGGCCCAACGCCACCUAAAGGCCGCCAAACCCAACCUCGGCAUUAUUCAGGAAUAUCGAACAAAACAAGACACGUACACGGAACGAUCCAAGGAGUUGGAGGAGAUCACGAAUAAGAGAACGGAAAUGAGGAAGUGGUACGACGACCUGAGAACGCAACGUAAAGAAGAAUUCCUGAGGGGUUACAACAUCAUCAGAUUGAAACUGAAGGAAGUGUACCAGAUGAUAACUUUGGGGGGCGAUGCCGACUUCGAAUUGGUCGACUCCUACGAUCCGUUCGCUGAGGGGGUUCAGUUGAACGUGAGGCCACCCAAGAAGUCCUGGAAGAAGAUUUCCAAUCUGUCCGGAGGCGAGAAAACUCUGUCUUCGUUGGCUUUAGUGUUCGCCCUUCAUUAUUACAAGCCCUCCCCUUUGUACGUCAUGGACGAAAUCGAUGCCGCUUUGGAUUUUAAGAACGUGUCCAUCAUCGGACAUUACAUUAAGGAACGCACUAAGAACGCCCAGUUUGUCAUCAUCUCUCUAAGAUCGAACAUGGUCGAAUUCAGCGACAACUUGGUAGGCAUCUACAAAACCGACAAUACCACGAAAACUAUUACGAUCAACCCCAAGGUCUAUGACAAACCAUCUCCCUCAACAAAUAAUAAUGUCGUCAAUGCGGAUAACAUCGAAACCGGAAAGAGAAACGAUGAUAAUGCCGACGUUAAUGAGAACGUUAACAAGGAAACAGGGAGAGAAAUUAAUGGAAUAAAUAAUGCCGUCAACGCAGAUAACAUUGAAACCGAAAAGAGAAACGAUGUUAAUGAGAACGUUAACAAGGAAACAGAGAAAGAAAUUAAUGAAAUAAAUAAUGCCGAUAAUAUUGAAUCGUCCAAGUCCACGACAUCUCCAGAAGUGGAUGAUAUACCUGAGAGUUCUUGCAAUUUAACAGGGAAUUCAAACAAUGUUAACGACUGUGAAGACAUAGAAAUGUGUUCUGAAGACAGUGAGGACCAAAGUGAUACAGAAAUACAGCCGUCUUAUACACCAGAGGGAAUGGAGGUAGACUCGUAGUUUUCGCCGAGAUUUUUUCUGUAGAAUUUUAAUUCAUUAUUCACGUAUACAUCGUUUUAUUGAGUUUAUUAGACUUUUAUUGCUCCCCAUUUAUACACUUCAUUAAGCAUUAGUAUUAAAUUUUGGAAAAUUCAUUUAA
This is a messenger RNA of Anoplophora glabripennis (Asian longhorned beetle), 4450 nucleotides long. It is a transcript of the gene glu, whose product is annotated as structural maintenance of chromosomes protein 4. Gene Ontology annotation, molecular function: ATP hydrolysis activity; protein binding; ATP binding. The transcript has 20 exons. The record is from RefSeq and is a predicted model, not a curated record. The coding region runs from base 118 to 4311 and encodes 1397 amino acids. Lineage: Eukaryota; Metazoa; Arthropoda; Insecta; Coleoptera; Cerambycidae. Gene Ontology annotation, cellular component: chromosome. Gene Ontology annotation, biological process: mitotic chromosome condensation.